CAUCAACAACAACAGCAGCAACAACAACAACCACAACCACAGAAAACGUUAGGCUCGAGGCAGGGGACGUGGUAGACGCGGAUUGCCAUCAAAUGGUCACUAGUGACUCGACAUAUUUGACGAAGUUCCUAUGGGAACCGAUGCCACCACGAACACAUUCAAUAAAUCAAAUUUAUGAAUUUGCCAAGAAGCAAUGGAAACGGGCCGCGAACGGCAUUCUGCUGAAACACUAUUUUCACAACCAUCGACCGCACAUGUUGGUGUUCGAGGUGGCCUUGGGACCGGUGGUGCAUUUCAUCACCGCUGAUCUGAUUACCGGUUCGUUUUGGUCAAUAAUUUACCCGUUGCUCGACUGCCGAUCAACAUCACGGAUAGUCAACUGCAGCGAUCGAUGGAAAGAGAAGAGGAAAAUUAGCCGCACGUCAAUUGGAAACCGUGUGCACAUCCCGAAUGGCUGUUGUUUGAAAUCGAAAAGAAACCUGAUGAUUCGCCGUGUUCAAGUGGAAAUCGCCAAUCAAAUGAUCAGUCCACCAGACAUUGCCACAAGACAUUCGGUGCAUGCAAUUGAAUAUGGGCGAAGGCAAGACGUCUGUGAUCGUGCCGAUUUUGGCGUCCCAAUUGGCAGACGGUGAGCAGACAUGUCAAAUCACCGUUUUGAAGCCACUGUUCGCUUCGAACCUGAAGUCACUGCGUCGAUAUUUAAGAGGGAUGCUCAACCGAAAAAUAUACAUUUUCCCAUGCCGACGAGAUAUGCCCAUCUCACAGCACGUUCACAAAAUAUUGGGCAUCUACGAAGAGUGUCGAUGUGAACGAGGUGUGAUCCUCACUGUGCCCGAAUAUCGCUUGUCGUUCCAGUUGAAAAUCUACGAAUGCAUCCGAAAGUCAAUGCUGAACCAGACCUUACAGUUCCUAACCGCUCACAAAUGGCUCAAUGACAACGUUCGCAACAUUUUGGACGAAUCAGAUGCCAUCCUACAUCUGAAGUACCAGCUCAUCCACACGGUUGGCGCACAAAUACCUCCUGGUUAGCCGUGCAAUCCGUACUGAAACGCGUUCCAAUUCACAUGACAGCAAUGCAUACAAGCCACGGUCAGAAGACGGUCGAAUUCGAUCGAGACUACGUCAAAAAUGGGUUGGUUUACGGAGCUCCAGAUGUAGAUUUUCGACCAGACGUAUUCACUCCGUGCCGAAUUUUGGACGAAAAGAUUUAUGGGAAGGUGAAAAUGGCGCUGAUCGACGAUUUUCUGCAAGGCGAAAUGGAUAUCGCCUUCCCGGAAAUGACGGCAUUCGCGAAGCAAGCUUUGCGUCGUUUGCUCAGCGAACGGAUCAUCGACAAAGCAACAUUGGACGCAAUCAUCGUGGAUUUUUCCAUGACUGAGCGCAACACCAUAAUGAUACUGAGCGGAUUGCUUCGGUUCGAAGUGUUGAAAUUGGUGCUAACGAAGCGCUGGCGAGUGAACUACGGAGUGAACGAGAAAUCGCAGCACAAAAUGGCUGUGCCAUUCAAAGCGAAGGACGUGGCCGAUAUGACCGAGUUCGGACAUCCAGAUGUGGCUCUGUGUUUCACUUAUUUGAGCUAUUACUACUCUGGUCUGGCCGACGAGCAAUUGCGUAAAACGUUCCACAUUUUAUCCAUUUCUAAAAAUGCGACGGCAAUCUAUGAGAAAUGGAUCGACAGUGUUCCUGUAGAACUGAUCAACAUGCACGUCAUUGACUUCUGGCUGUCGAAUGUUGUUUUUCCGCGUUUGGCACAUCCGGUCACGGGAUUCAGCGGAACCAAUGAUACCAAAAAUAUUCUGCCGCUGCCCAUUGCACAAAAUGAUCUGCGUGAACUCCAGAGCACCAACGAAGAAGUACGGCUGGUACUGUUGCAACAGAAGUACGACCAUCUACCAGCAAACAUCAGUGGAAAGCAAAUCAUCGAAAAGUUGGUGCGAAAUGCCAUACCGGUGGUUCUAGAUGCAGGCGCAUUGAUGUUAGAAUUGAAUAAUCGCGAGGUGGCCACUGAAUGGUUGAAGGCGUCAUCAGACGAGUCGUUUGAUGCAGCCGUUUAUUUCGAUUCGUCCGAUGUUCUUCAAUCGAUCGAUCGCAACGGAACGGUCAAUGAAUUCGACUGCUCGGUUUAUCGUGGUAAUUUUCGUCGAUGUUCGGUCUACUUGGACGACGUUCACACGCGUGGAACCGACCUGAAAUUUCCGCUGGACUGGCAGGCCUGUGUUACAUUGUCUGGAGACAUUACACGCGAUAAAACGGUACAGGCUUCGAUGAGAAUGCGUCAAUUGGGUAAAUGCCAUUCGAUCGUGUUCUGGGCUUCGUACGCGGCCGACGUUCGCAUCAGAUCGAUUUGUAAAUUGAGCUCGAGCAGGAAUUGGAGUGUCAAAUCGAGAAACCACCACCGAUGAGUCCAGCUGCACCACGCUUCGACAAAAUGCUUCGUCGACUGUUCUCGUCAACGGAAAAUGCAACCGUUCCGCAAACCAUGAUCAAGAAGAACCAAUUGAUUCCGUUCCACAGCAGUCUACGCAUCUCACACUCAAUUUUGAAUUAUGCGGCCGAGACCAAAGCCUGGAGCGAUCAUUUAUACGUGACCGAGGACUUCAUGCGUGUUUUGAAACGUGAGCGCGCGUUUAUGGACCAUUCUGAUUGCGACGAGUACCUACGACCGGUCUGGUGGAUUGCUAGAGUCAAUGUAAAAGAUGACUUUUACUUGAUUUUACUCAGCUCGUACGAAUGCGACCAACUGAUGCCAGUAUUCAAAAACAGCAAACGAGCCGCUCUGCACAUGUUUCGACCCAAAUUGAGCAAACAUCAAAGUAAUUUGCUGCACGAAACCAGUUUACAAGUGACUGGAAUGACCGAUUCGCCGAACAUCAGUGCCAACGAU
Molecule: messenger RNA, 2884 nt
Organism: Bradysia coprophila
Lineage: Eukaryota; Metazoa; Arthropoda; Insecta; Diptera; Sciaridae
Source: RefSeq, a predicted model, not a curated record